AUGUCCCACAUCAACACAAAUAUAUCGCCUCUUGACAUCCCUCAUAUCAUCGAAAACAUUGCCCAGUAUCUAUUGCCUCAAGAUUUGGCAAAAUGUCUCUCGGUUUGCAAGGAUUGGUCAUGGAACUUCGCUCCGGUUCUUUGGAGAGAACCAAAGAUUGUGAACUCAAAUGACUGGCAGUUCAGGGCACUGAAUUGUUAUCAAAAACACAUACGCAUACUUCAUACCAGCCUCUUUGAUCCCAUGACGAUUGACUCUCUUCGCCAGUGGCCGUGGCCUUCCCUCAACAUCCAAAAACUGGUGUAUGUACAUGUACGGAACUAUGAGCUUUCUUAUUCCCAGUCACUCGAGAUUUUGCAGUGGUUGUCAACGUUGACAUCACUUGAAACAUUAGAAUUAAUCGUAGCCCAGAAUGAACAACCGUUACUGUUUGACCAAAUGGCCCAUGUUCUUUCGACCUCGUUCCCCAACUUGCGGAACAUGGUAUUGAUGCCUGUGGUAUGCUCCAUGCGAGAUAUUUAUCAGAUUGUGAAAGCAUGCUCGAGGUGUGAGUACGUUCUGAUUCGUCCGAGUGCGAUAUACAAAAAUGACGCAUCUGACGAGGUGGAUAUUUCCAGAAAGACGCUGGAAGAAAUGCCGUCUACUAAUAUUCGACGGCUUUGCCUGAAUAUAAACGGUAUGAGUAGAGAGUUCCCGUUUGUAGCCUUGUUGAGAAAAUGUCCGUUACUACAGGAGUUGACUAUUGAGGGGAAGCAUGAUCCGGAGCUCUUUAGGGACCUGACCAUGAUGAUCAAAGGAAAAGAACUCUCACAGCUUAAAUGCCUUCACUUGGUAGUCUACGAUUGGACUUACGACCAGGAGAGCCUCGUGAUUGAAUUGUUCAGGUUCACAGAUCCGAUAUUUGACAGUCAUGGUGGAACGGAUACCUUGAAGAAUGAUAGGCUGCGCAGUUACAACAAUAGCAAAACAAAUGACGGCAACAGUAAUAGCGAGGCCAAAAGUGGCCUUGAGUCUCUUAGGAUGCAUUUGGGAUUAUAA
This is a messenger RNA of Lobosporangium transversale, 1038 nucleotides long. RefSeq lists its product as hypothetical. The record is from RefSeq and is a predicted model, not a curated record. Gene Ontology annotation, molecular function: protein binding. The transcript has a single exon. The coding region runs from base 1 to 1038 and encodes 345 amino acids. NCBI's taxonomy places the organism in Eukaryota, Fungi, Mortierellomycota, Mortierellomycetes, Mortierellales, Mortierellaceae.